CUUGGGCACUCCAAAUACUGCUAAGUGUUUGAUUUAAAUUUCUCAUCACAUAAGAAGAAGAGUUUACAGCAUAGAUUACUUGCUGAAUUUACAAAAUUGAUUACAUACUCUCUCCUUAUUUUUCUCUUUGCUUCUUCCCCACCCUAUACCAUAUGGAUCUUGUUCCAAUGUUCUUGUAUUGUAUCCCACUCCUUUGUCUAUUCUACAAUUUUUGGAUAACCUUUGAAAGAAGGAGGUAUCAAAAUUGUUACAUUUUGGAUUAUGAAUGCUACAAGCCAAGUGAUGAUAAGAAACUCAGCACGAGAUUUUGCGGUGAAGUAAUUAGGCGAAAUAAGCAACUCGGCCUAAACGAAUACAAGUUUCUCUUGAAGGCCAUAGUCAGUUCAGGCAUUGGAGAGGACACUUAUGGCCCGAGAAUGGUACUCGAAGGGCGAGAAAUGUCUCCAACACUUGAAGAUGCCAUCAUUGAAAUGGAUGAUUUUUUUCUUGAUACUAUUGACAAGCUUUUCAACAAGACUGGGAUUUCGCCUUCUGAGAUCGACGUUCUAGUGGUGAAUAUAUCGAUGCUCACUAUAUGUCCUUCUUUAUCUUCAAGAAUUAUCCAUCAUUAUAAGAUGAGAGAGGAUAUCAAGGUGUAUAAUCUCACUGGAAUGGGAUGCAGUGCCAGCCCUAUUGCAAUCAAUAUUGUUCAAAACAUUUUCAAGACUCAAAGAAAUUUGCAAGCACUUAUUGUGACGUCUGAAUCUUUGAGUCUAGGUUGGUACCCAGGGAAAGAUAGAUCUAUGAUUCUUACUAAUUGUCUGUUUAGAUCGGGAGGUUGUGCAAUACUUUUGACAAAUAAAGUGGCCUUGAAAGAAAAGGCCAUGUUCAGGUUGAAAUGCCUUGUGAGAACACACCAUGGUGCAAAGGAUGAAUCCUAUGCUUGUUGCAAACAAAUGGAAGAUGAUCAAGGCUAUUUAGGGAUUCACCUAGGCAAGAAUCUGCCCAAGGCAGCUACUCGUGCAUUCAUCGAUAACUUGAAAGAAAUUGCCCCAAAAAUACUCCCGGUUCGCGAGCUUCUACGCUUCUCAUUACUCACACUCAUUCGGAAAAUGACUCAAAAACACACUAAGACAGGUGCAGCAGCUAGGCCGGUGAUCAAUUUCAAAACUGGGAUCGAUCAUUUUUGCCUCCACACAGGAGGAAAGGCAGUGAUCGAUGCAGUGGGACAGAAUCUAAACCUCAGCGAGUACGACGUAGAGCCAGCCAGAAUGACACUACAUCGAUUUGGAAACACGUCUGCAAGUAGCAUAUGGUAUGUUUUAGCAUAUAUGCAAGCCAAAAAAAGGCUUAAAAAGGGUAACAAAGUUUUUAUGAUAAGUUUUGGAGCGGGGUUUAAGUGUAACAGUUGUUUGUGGGAAGUGAUGAGGGAUUUGGAUCAAGAUGGAAAUGUUUGGAAAGAAUUCAUUAAUAACUAUCCGCCAAAAACCAUAACCAAUCCUUUCCUAGAGAAGUAUGGAUGGAUCAAUGAGGAGGAUCCAGAUACGUUUCACGUCCCAGAUGAUUAUGUUAUUCCAUAAAUAAUUUUUCUUUUUCGUGAUCAAUAAGAUUAUUUUACUGUAUUGAUACUGAUUAAAAUUAAGUCUGUAAUUUUUUUUCUUAAGUGAAUGCGGGUUCAUAACCAAAAGAGCCUGCAUGAUACUUAUGUUGAGCCCGCUACUUUGUAUCCUGUUAGAAAACUUCCAUUACAAGAGUGAAAAUGUAAUCUAUUUUGUUGGGUUUGUUCAA
Molecule: messenger RNA, 1767 nt
Organism: Olea europaea var. sylvestris
Lineage: Eukaryota; Viridiplantae; Streptophyta; Magnoliopsida; Lamiales; Oleaceae
Product: 3-ketoacyl-CoA synthase 12-like
Exons: 1
Coding region: 153-1559 (468 amino acids)
Biological process (GO): fatty acid biosynthetic process
Cellular component (GO): membrane
Molecular function (GO): acyltransferase activity, transferring groups other than amino-acyl groups
Source: RefSeq, a predicted model, not a curated record